AUGGGAUGCACUUCCUCCACACAUGUCACUGGCAUGGACGAAUUUGAGGAUCAUCGCCAGCAGGGUCGCCCAGUCAAACAGGUCCACAGAUCGGAGAAGUGUAAGAAAGUUGCCACGAAGCAGAUUGACACAGCUGAGCUUAGCCGAGUCCUGCCUAAUGAAGCAGAUGACGAGUCCACGGACCUCAGCACAGAUGAUGAAAUCCUUAGGAGGUGGUCCACAGACUCGGUCCUCUUGCCCAGCAGUGACACCGAGAGCUUCAGCACAGCUUCCGUCCAGGUCCAUGUCCCAGCACACCUGCAACAGGACAUCAAAGAGGAGCCCAUCCUCACGGACUUCAGAGAGCCAACGGAAGUUGAAUGCUCUUGGGACAUGCCAAGCCUGCGUGAACGCGCCAAGGAUCUUCCAGUGGGCAUCCGCGUCGCUCCACAUCGGGAGAUGCACAACAAGCACGUGAAGAAGCUUGACGACUACCUGAACGUGGUUUCCGCAACACCGCGGAGGUUGGAAGCCCAAGUCCGGUUGAAGAAGAUGAUGAGUGGAAUGAUCCCGGUGCGAUUUUCGGAAAGCGAGGCUGCUCGCAGGAAGAGGGAGGCCCUGAACGACCUGCGCCUUUUUUGA
This is a messenger RNA of Symbiodinium pilosum, 621 nucleotides long. NCBI's taxonomy places the organism in Eukaryota, Dinophyceae, Suessiales, Symbiodiniaceae. The record is from the annotation of a GenBank genome assembly.